This is a messenger RNA of Protopterus annectens (West African lungfish), 945 nucleotides long. Its product is annotated as glycogen [starch] synthase, muscle-like. NCBI's taxonomy places the organism in Eukaryota, Metazoa, Chordata, Ceratodontiformes, Protopteridae. The transcript is spliced from 5 exons. Gene Ontology annotation, biological process: glycogen biosynthetic process. Bases 1 to 945 code for a protein of 314 amino acids. Gene Ontology annotation, molecular function: alpha-1,4-glucan glucosyltransferase (UDP-glucose donor) activity. The record is from RefSeq and is a predicted model, not a curated record. Gene Ontology annotation, cellular component: cytoplasm.
AUGACGGCAGUUAAUCAACAUUUAAACCUGUUUAAUCCAAUACAAAUCAAGUUUGAGAGUGAUGUAUAUUUUGGAAGGUGGCUAAUAGAAGGAAGUCCAUAUGUUGUUUUGCUUGAUAUUGGUUCAGCUGCCUGGAACCUUGACCAGUGGAAGUCAGAAUUAUGGGAUAGCUGCACAGUUGGGAUCCCCUGGUAUGACCGGGAAGCUAAUGAUGCAGUGCUUUUUGGCUUCCUCACUGCAUGGUUCUUAGGAGAGUUUGCAGCACAGUGUGGAGAGGAAAGGCCCUUCAUUUUAGCCCACUUUCAUGAGUGGUUGGCAGGGGUUGGCUUGAUUCUUGCAAGGGUUCGUAAGCUUCCAGUGGCGACAAUCUUCACAACUCAUGCUACACUCCUGGGGCGUUACCUGUGUGCAGGCAGUGUGGAUUUCUAUAAUAACCUUGCAAAUUUCAAUGUUGACAAAGAGGCUGGAGACCGGCAGAUCUAUCAUCGGUACUGCAUGGAACGUGCUGCUGUGCAUUGUACACAUGUCUUCACAACGGUUUCACAGAUUACGGCAGUGGAAGCAGAAUUUCUUCUGAAACGUAAACCUGUACUUGAUAACCCAAUGUUGUCACACCCAUAUUCAUAUGACAGCUACAAACAUCAACAGCUGCAAAAUGUGGACUCACUUCUUACUAUAGUUCUCAUCCACAGUCCUCAUGUGACAGCUACAAAAUGUCUACAGCUGAGUAGUAUGGACUCACUACCUGUUGAGAUCUUCACCCAACCAUCAUGUGACAGAUACAAACUACAGCCGCACAACGUGCAGUCAUUACCAGACAAUGUUCUUUCACAUACACUUGAUCAUCAUCCAUUGCAUGCUGAAAAGACUUUAGAAGACUGCACCAAGGGUGCUAAAAAAUCCAAAGACAAGCAACAUGAACAAGUGGAAGAUGGAGACAGUUAG